This is a messenger RNA of Crotalus tigris (Tiger rattlesnake), 1963 nucleotides long. It is a transcript of the gene KCNV2, whose product is annotated as potassium voltage-gated channel modifier subfamily V member 2. The record is from RefSeq and is a predicted model, not a curated record. Gene Ontology annotation, biological process: protein homooligomerization; potassium ion transmembrane transport. Bases 219 to 1841 code for a protein of 540 amino acids. NCBI's taxonomy places the organism in Eukaryota, Metazoa, Chordata, Lepidosauria, Squamata, Viperidae. The transcript is spliced from 2 exons. Gene Ontology annotation, cellular component: voltage-gated potassium channel complex; membrane. Gene Ontology annotation, molecular function: voltage-gated potassium channel activity.
UUAACGUGAUCAACAGCAGCGUUUCCUUCCCCGCCCCCCUUUUCCAUGCCUGCAUCCCAUCCUGAGUUUUAGCAACAACUGGAGUGAAGAGUGACUGGAAUGAAAUGUGAGGCUGGCUGCUCUAGUCGUGAAUGCUCUGAGCAGGAACAAGCAGAGCAAGAAAGCCGUGGCAAGAAGCACAUCUGAAAACCGGGGUGGUGGGCUAGAGAGUUUCACCCAUGAGAAAUUUCAGUCAAAAGAAGCAACUUUCCAUCUCGGAUGGAAAAGCACCCGAAACUCCACUGGAGUCUUCUGCAGAAUGCAAGACAGCCGAGUGCAUAGACACCCAAGCGACUUCUCCUUAUCGAUUGCAGUUGUCCCAGGAAACUGAGAAAUACUUGGGUGAGGAAGAGGAAGAGGAGGAGGAAGAGCAGAAGAGACGCCUUUCAAUAUUUGCAUUUGACCCCGCUUUUUCUUCUAGAACAUUAGUUUCUUCCUCGGUGCUCAACAUUAAUGUUGGUGGCCGAACCUACCAUCUCACAUACCAAGCAGUGGCCACCUAUCCCACCACGCGCCUCGGUCGCUUGGUUACUUCCACCGAUCGCCAUUGCCAGCUAGGCCUCUGUGAUGACUAUGCGGCUCAGGGGGAUGAAUAUUUCUUUGACCGAGACCCUGCAGUUUUCCAACUGAUCUACAACUUCUACGCUUCCGGGGUGUUACAGGUACAAAACGAGCUGUGCCCCAACAGCUUUUUGGAAGAGUUGAGCUACUGGGGGGUCCGUCUCAAAUACACGCCCCGCUGCUGCCGUAUCUGCUUUGAAGAGAGAUGCGAUGAACUGAAUGACCAACUGAAAGUGCAGGAGGAGCUCCGUGCUCAGGCAGCUGUCCAGGAGAGCGAGGCUCUCUUCUGCCACAUGCGCUAUGCCACGCAACGGUGGCGCCUUUGGAACCUCAUGGAGAAGCCCUUCUCUUCCACCAUGGCCAAAGCAAUGGGGGUUGCCUCCAGUUUCUUUGUUCUCAUAUCUGUGGUGGCCCUUGCUCUCAACACAGUCGAGGAGAUGCAGCAGAAGGACAAAGCCACUGGAGAGCUACGGCCAGUGUUGGAACAUGUGGAGACCUUCUGCGUGGCCUUCUUCACUCUAGAGUACAUACUGAGGCUGCUCUCUACCCCUGACUUACACCGCUUUGCUAGUAGCACUCUCAAUGCUGUGGACCUCAUUGCUAUCUUGCCCCUCUAUCUUCAGCUGUUGCUAGAGCUUUUUAUUGAUGAGACCCAGACUGGCGGGCAUGGGUCUCAGCAUGAACAGGAGAUUGAGAAAGUGGGCCGAGUGGGCAAAGUAGGGCAAGUGCUACGCAUCAUGCGUCUGAUGCGCAUUUUUCGCAUCCUGAAGCUAGCCCGCCAUUCCACAGGGCUCCGAGCCUUUGGCUUCACACUGCGCCAGUGUUACCAGCAAGUAGGUUGUCUCAUGCUCUUCAUCAUCCUGGGCAUCUCUGCCUUCUCAGCCAUGGUCUACUCUGUGGAGCAUGAUGUUGUCAGCACAAACUUCACCAGCAUUCCUCAGGCCUGGUGGUGGGCUGCCGUAAGCCUCUCUACUGUGGGAUAUGGAGACAUGUAUCCAGAGACUCACCUGGGACGGCUGUUUGCAUUCCUCUGCAUCGCUUUUGGGAUCAUCCUGAACGGCAUGCCCAUCUCCGUCCUCUACAAUAAAUUCUCAGAUUACUACAACAAGCUGAAAGCAUACGAGUACACGGCCAUCCAGAAAGACCGAGGGAAAGUGAAAUUUGUGCAACGAGCCAUGAAGAAGAUGUCACAGUGCUACGAAAAGCAGUCAACCCCAUCCCCAAACCACAGAUACAAUUAAUACAGGUAGUCCUCAACUUAACAAUAGUUUGUUUAGUGACCGUUCAACGUUACUAAGACACUGAAAAAAGUGACUUGCAGCCGUUUUUUCACACAACCAUUGCACGUGAUCAAAAUUCAGAU